AUGGGCAAGUAUGCAAAAUACAUAAAAGCAUACAAUCCUGAUUGGGAACAGUUGUCUUGUUUUUCUGGAUGGCUUCAAAGAGCAUCCGAUUUUGAUAGCGAUAGAGGUGAAGCUUAUUGCAAGUUAUGCAAAACUGCAUUAAGAGCACAUAAAACCGACCUGAUGAAACAUUCUAAAACGAAAAUACACACUCAAAAAGCCAACAGUUUGAAUGUUAAAAAACAACCAGCAUUGACGAGUUUUGGUAUGCACAUAAAAUCAAAUGAUGAUAAAAUCAGGGGUUUAAAAUUAGCCAUGUUUAUUGCCAAUCACUCUGCGAUCCGUUCAAUGGAUCACUUGGGUGAACUUCUGAAAACUUUUGGCGAUUCAAAAAAUCCAUUUUCUAAUAUUGAAUUACAUCGAACUAAAUGUUCGAUGAUUAUUGUAAAUGUUAUUGCGCCAGCUUAUCUGAAUGAGUUAGUAGAAGAUAUCAAAGACAGUCCUUACUCAAUUAUUCUUGAUGAAUCUACUGACAUUUGA
Molecule: messenger RNA, 519 nt
Organism: Diuraphis noxia (Russian wheat aphid)
Lineage: Eukaryota; Metazoa; Arthropoda; Insecta; Hemiptera; Aphididae
Source: RefSeq, a predicted model, not a curated record